UCUAAUACAAUUUUAAUAAAAAUUAAAAUAAAAGGUGCUAACAUCCAAAAGUUGUUAAAGUGGUGUAGGUGUUAACUGUUAAAGUUGUCAACCCUCCCCCACCUAACCCACACAAACUAAAAGCAAUUUUUUUCCAGAGCUCCUGUAUCGUGCCUGUAUCCAGCUUGCUGUGCCCCCUGCUUCACCUGUCUGCACUGAUGGUGUGCACGUGACACAAGCUCACCUGACCAGGCCACCGCUGGUCCCGUUGCCAUCCUACGUUGACGGUUGUUCCGGCGCUGCCAUACAGCACAUCAGCUUUCGGGUGAAAAUGUUAAAAAAAAAUUAUAGAGAGCUGACCCGGAGACAAGUGUCAGAGAGGUGAGCAGCAAUAGUGAGGCGUGAGUCUGGGUCGUCAGUUUGGCGUCCUUCGCUGGUCCUGCUGACGUCUUGACUGAACAGGAAGGCGGAUCCGAGUCCAAGCCUCCUAAGAAAACAGAAAACGGGAUUUGUUUCCACGUCAGCCAGGUGUCGGGAUGUCUCAGCUGGGUGUCUACACAACGUCCGACCCUUCCCAUGCUGGCUUUCGUCCCGAGCGCAGUAACAGUGAUGCCGGAGUGCACGCUGCAUCCCGCGCUCAUGUCCGCGCUGCUGCAGGUCAUGGCAGGUACUCGCCGACGCCUGGUCAAGCACAUCGGUUGUCUCCUCAGCGAGGUCAAGACUAUGUCCAUUGUGGUUCUGGUGCCUCCCUGCCGGUGGUUGAGAGCAGGGGAUCAAAGACAAAGCUGUUCUCCUCAUCGUCAGCAGAGCGUCGUCGUCGUCGUCGACGACGAACAUCAUCGCCGAUGCUCUCCUCGUCAGCAUCAUCACAAAAGCCACAGCUGCCUCCCGUCGCAGCGAAUCCAGGACGCGAGUGGACCGAGUCGUCUCGCCUUGACCCCUAACAGCACGCGCUCGCACUCGCACUCGGGUGUGUUCCAGCUCGCCUCGCAGGGAGCGCCACCAGCAAGGGACAUGCAACCGUCGCCGGCUUCCUCGUCGCGGUCACGCGCCGUGUCGUCAGACGAGGACGAGGUGACGUACGUGUGGAAGGAGGGGCGCGUGCAAGUCCACCACGCGCGCGACGGCGCAAGCACCCCGGACUUCUCGUCCUCCGGGCAGCACGUGCACUACGUCUGGCGUAAUGGCAACGUUGAGCGCGUCAUCACGGGCUCUAAUCACGAGUUACUGUCUGCGGAGGUGGUGCCGCCAAGAACAGUCAAGGGAGGAAACUGUUGCGUCGUCAUAACACUCAUCAUCUUCCUCGUCAGCUUUGCGAUCGCUAUCAUCGUGGUCUUCAGACUCUUGUACUAAGCCAUAGUGAAUUUUCUGUAUUCUUUAUUUUUACAACUCUCUCCAUUUCUCUUGCUGGUGUCAGCGCCCCAUGGUGGCCUGAAUCCAAAGUCUCGCCGCGAUCGCGCUGUGGGUUAUCUGCCUUCCUGAGCCCAGAUGUCCUUCAUGGACAAAGUGUGGAGAUGUCUUCUUGGCGACCAUUUAGCAGCCACAAAGCUCUAGAUAUUUUGUCAGUACCAAACAAUCGCAGGACUUUCAGACAAGUAUUCAGAGUCAACAGUGAGCGACAUAAGCAUUUAAAAAAAAAUAUAUAUAUAUUCCCAGUUACCAAUAAGAAUCUCGUUCGAGAUGAACGAUCGGAAUCCAAGCUCGUUGCCAUAAUGGGAAAAUGACGGCGGUUUGGCGAAAUCGAAUGAACAAGUAAUGGCAGAUUGUGAAUGAUGUAAGAGACACUUCCAGCUCCAGAAGCAUUAUAUUGUUUUCUCUAGAGGGGCUCCGUUUCGCAGCUGAGCCGUCGCACGACAUUUUAUGAUAGAAACAAUGGCACGCGCGCGUCCUCUCUUGAGAACGUCAAUGUCAGCAUCGCAGGUCACGGGGUCACG
Molecule: messenger RNA, 1913 nt
Organism: Pomacea canaliculata
Lineage: Eukaryota; Metazoa; Mollusca; Gastropoda; Architaenioglossa; Ampullariidae
Exons: 2
Coding region: 556-1332 (258 amino acids)
Source: RefSeq, a predicted model, not a curated record